CUUAUCGAAUCGUUUGUCAGAUCGAUCUAUAGCGGUAUAUAAGGAACAUUUGUCUGCUGCUAAAAACCUAUUCCGCAUUCAUAAAAUAGAUUAAUAAUUAUGAGUGUCACGACGAUUUGCCUGUUUCUCCUAGUAGGAGCGUCGUUCAAUUUCAUUCACGGAGCAUCAAUUCCCGAAGGAAGAGUCGUCGAUGGUCAAGAAGCAAAAGUCAAUCAAUUUCCCUGGCAAGUAUCACUGAGGCGUAAUUACGGGCAGCAUUUUUGCGGCGGUUCUCUGAUAUCCACAACCACGGUGCUUACAGCAGCACAUUGUGUCGAUAGUUAUGUAAAUUCACCUGAAAGUAUAAGCGUCAUAACCGGGGCCGUCAGUCUUGCCAGGGGUGGUGAAUUUCAUAGAGUUUCCAGGAUCGUUCAUCAUGAAAAUUACAUCGAAGGCGCGGAAUAUUCGUGGCGCUACGACGUAGCGCUUAUUACGCUUGAAACUCCAGCGGAACCAUCGGAUACACAGUCUCCGAUAGCCCUGGGGGAUACUGUAAUACCCGGAGGAACAGCCGCAGUUACAAGCGGAUGGGGACUUUUUAUCUAUAGUCCGACGGCAAACGCUCUUCCAACCGCACUUCAAUGGUUCAAUUUGAAUGUUGUAUCGACUUCGGUAUGCCAGGAAUAUUUUCCGGAGAUACAAAUUUACGAAGACCACAUAUGCGCUCUGAGUAGGAUUGGACAGGGAGUAUGCAGUGGUGACAGUGGCGGCCCACUCGUCGUGAACAAAAAAGUCGUAGGAAUUACUUCGUGGGUUAGUCCUUGUGGCAACGGAUAUCCAGAUGUGUACACGAGAGUUUCUUCGUACGUUGAUUGGAUCAAGAAACACAUGAAAGAUUGUGUCCUCUAUUUUUCGGGAAUCCUCUUAGGGGUUUGCGCUAUUUCAAAUGGAGCAUCGAUUCCCGAAGGAAGAAUAGUCGGCGGUUCUGCAGCAGCGGAGAAUGAAUUUCCCUGGCAAGUAUCAUUCAGGAGAAAUUACGGGCAGCAUUUUUGUGGCGGUUCGCUGAUAGCCUCCACGAAGGUUUUAACCGCGGCGCAUUGCAUCAUUUCUUACGUUGAUACACCGCGUGCGGUUCACGUUGUUACCGGAGCUAUUAGUAUCGCUAAAGGUGGUGAAUAUCAUGGUGUAACGCACAUUGUUUACCACGAAAAGUACAUCGGGGAGCAAGAACAUUCAUGGCGGUACGACGUGGCGAUUGUUACGCUGGACACACCCGCACAACCAUCCUUGACUCAAGCACCGAUAGCGUACAGUAAAAAUUACGUUCCUGGAGGCAGUCCAGCGGUAACAAGUGGAUGGGGAAGAACAAUACAUCCCGACGGAAAUACGUUACCUUCAGCCCUGCAGAAGUAUGAUCUUACCAUUUUGUCAAAUCAAGACUGUCAAAAACGGCAUACUUUGACCAUCUACGAGGACCAUAUAUGCGCGCUGUCCAAAGUUGGCGAGGGAGCUUGCAGCGGUGACAGUGGCGGUCCACUCGUUGUGAACAAUGAAGUCGUAGGAAUUACUUCAUGGGUGAAUCUAUGCGCUAAUGGGUAUCCUGACGUUUACACAAGAGUUUCUUCGUACGUCGAUUGGAUCACCGAACACCUUAAAGUUAAUCAAACCGAUGGAUACGAAUAAUGGAAUAAUCUCAUGCUCUCGAUAUGAUUCAUUAUUCACAAUUAUAGUACAUUGGUUCAAAAGAA
Athalia rosae (coleseed sawfly) is the source of this 1727-nucleotide messenger RNA. RefSeq names its product serine protease 53-like. Gene Ontology annotation, biological process: proteolysis. Gene Ontology annotation, molecular function: serine-type endopeptidase activity. The transcript has 10 exons. The record is from RefSeq and is a predicted model, not a curated record. The coding region runs from base 100 to 1662 and encodes 520 amino acids. Lineage: Eukaryota; Metazoa; Arthropoda; Insecta; Hymenoptera; Athaliidae.